AUCACGACAGACGAGGAAAACGAUCACCAAAAUCAAGACCGUAAACAAUGAAUUUCAGUGCUAUUUACAUUGCUGUUGCGUUCGCCUUUCUCAUCGGAGAAGCAACAAUGGCGCCAUCCGGGGAGGAAGAUGCUUUACAGACGGGCAAGUCGACGUUUCCUCUCGUCCACUUUUGCAAGACGGUUAAUGACAUGGGCUAUUCCAAGGCAGAAAAGACACUAAAGGAUGCAGUGAACGCACUCGGAAAAUACAAAGAGACAAAUACCGAAGCAGCAAUGGAAACUGUUCUGCAAAUGUUGGCAGUUAGUCACAUAAAAUACUGCAACGAAGUGGAAGCCGCGAAGAAGGGGAACUAGGAAGGGCAUGUUCUUCUGUGUAAACCCGAGUAAGAUACCAAGUCAAGUUCUUGAAUUCGUGUUCUUGAAUCUGUAACCUGAAUAAAAAAACCAGGCACAUUU
Molecule: messenger RNA, 458 nt
Organism: Haliotis rufescens (red abalone)
Lineage: Eukaryota; Metazoa; Mollusca; Gastropoda; Lepetellida; Haliotidae
Exons: 9
Coding region: 48-356 (102 amino acids)
Source: RefSeq, a predicted model, not a curated record